GAGAAAUUGGAGAUGGCAGAUGAUUCGGAUAAAGGGUCCGACGUUGGUAUCGACGAAGUGGCGAGAAUGGUCGAGGAUUUCGAUGAUUUGGAGAGUGAUUUAUUCGGUGGCUCAACGAGGAAUAAAAAUUCGGCUGAAGCUAAAAGUCGAGGGAGGGAAACUCAGAAAAAAGUUGCUUUCCAAGAUUUCGAGGAUGAAUCGCUAUUGGAUGACCUCCUCAGCGAGGGAAUGGACUCAGCAAAAAAUUCCAAACCCCUUUUGCGUGAUUCAAAGUCGACUAAAGUCGCCGAUUUAUUCAAAAUCGAGUCAGCUGAGUCCAGAGGGCUGUCAACCAAUGCUCCGGCGUUUUCUGAGUCAUCAGUGUCAGCGAAGCCUCCGCAAAAGGAUAUUUUCCUCGAAAAACAUUCAGAGAAAUUGAGUACGAAUGAUCCUCCGAGGUCUUUAGAGCCCUUCGAGCCCCCCAAGGCUGAAAUUCCAGAGGUAAAAAUGCCUGACAGGACUAAAAAAUCGUCACUGAUGGAGGAUCUGUUCGGCUCGAGGUCUCGAGCAAGCUCCCUGAAGGACAUUUCCAAAAAUUCCACAAAGAAGACCAACGAAACUGCGGAGAAAUUCUCUGAAUCAAUGCCGAAUCUCCUGGAGAGGGAUCAACUGGGCAAAUCAAGUUCCGGGGGAUUUACUCUAACUUCUUCUAGUUCCAGAGAGCCUAGGAGGGGGAGAGGCAAGUCCACGCCUGUUGAUGACCCUCUGGGGCUCCUGGCAUCGUCUAACACACCUCAGGAGCCUCAAAUACCUGAGAAAAAAUUAGAACCUGUGGAGAGAAAAACUCAGCCUCCUGACCCCCAAGACGACUUACCGGAGUGGUUGGGGGGUUCCAAGAGGUCUGAUAAGUCUGAAAUAAAGCCCCAAGGAGCAGAAACUCCCCAACAAAGUUUGGUACUUCAAUCUGAUAAAAGAACAUUUCCCCAUACUGAAAUCUCUCAAUUAACUGCAGUGCAGUUUGAGCAGCAGGCAGCACUAAUUACCCUCCAGCAACAAGAGCACGAGCUCCGAGCUGCCGCAGUUCUGUCCCAGCAAUCUGAACACUUGCAGACUAUCAUAAAUCGUCAGAAGGGUCAGUUCAACGAACAGGAGAGGAUGUUUAAUAUGCUCGUGAGGAAACAGAUGGACAGACAGGCUGCCCUCGACAUGGAAAUUAAAAUGCAGCAGGCGAAAAUCGAUCACUACAUUCAGGCACUUGCAAAGGAACCAGUGGACUCAUUACCAAAUUUCCACUCAGAAAACGAAGAAUUUGGUAUGACGAAGGAAGAUAAAUUGAGGGAAAGCAUUCCAAUAGAGUCUGAGGGUUUAAUCAAUAAACUAGAAUUGGAAAAGCAGAACUUGGAGAACAUAGUGGAUAUUUUGAAGGAGAAACAUGAGAGAGAGAUUAAGAUUCUCGAGGAGUCACACGAAACACAGAUGCAUUUCAUGCGCUCGUCAAUGGAGAGGCUCGAGACAAAAUUGCGAGAGGAUACUGAAACAUUGGAGAAAGAUUAUGAGAAGAAAAUUGAAAAAUUGGGGGAUGAGAAGAAUCAAAUGGAGGCAUUAUUCAGAGAACAGAUUCGCAAUCUCAAGGAAGAAUAUAAAGAAAUAAUCAACGAAAUGCAUGCAAGACAUAAAGACCAAUUAACACUGCUCCAGAACGAGCAUUCAGAGACAAUAGAGAACAUAUCACGUGCCAAACAAUUAGAGCGAAAGGCUGUCGACUUCAUGGAGUCGAACAAAACUAGUCUAGAAUUAAUACUAAAUAAUUCCAAAGAGAUUUUCGAUAAUUUUCAAAAUAUCUCGGAUCAAUUAAAAUCCAAAGAGACUGAUCUAAUCACUAAAAAAGAGAGGGAUCUAAUGAAGCUAGAGGAGCAAUUACAAGGACUCAGAGAACAGUUGAACUCCCAACAAGAGUUGUUGGAAACUGAAAGAAAGGGAUUAGCGAUUGCAGCUCAUAAUUUAAAGUCUGAAAAAUCUGAAUUGUCACUUCAAUUCCAGAGGAAUACUGAAUUGUAUAAUGAAACUGAAACGCGACUGAGGAUCAGGGAACAGGCGCUCAUUAAGGAGAGGGAGUUGUUCCAAGAGCAGAAUAAAUGGGAACGCGAUCACCUACAGUAUUUGAAAGAAGCAUGGAUGACAGAGCAAAAGAGACAAAUGCAACAAUUGGCUGCUGACAGAGAAGCCGCAGCUGCGGAAAAAGCUAAACUCGAAGUUUUGAAUUAUCUGAAGACUAAUUCUGAUGAUGUUACGAAAGGAGAGUUGGAGGCGGCUAUAAAAGCAGCCCACGAUGCAGCUCAUUCAGCAAAUCUCGAGAGAAAAAAAUGGCAAGAGCGAAUUAAGGCGUAUGAAACUGAUCGGGAGAGAAUUCUAGUUAAGGAGAGACAUUUAACAGAAAGAGCUAAAGAAUUAGAGGACCUUACUCAGUCAGCGAUAUUAAAACGCGAGGAAGGAAUGAGGGCCCUGAAAGAGGCUCAAAGAAUAGAAAAACAGCAUAAAGAACGAAUGAGUCAAUUGGAGAUGCAAAUGGAACUGUUGGCACAGCGAGAGAAUAAAAUAGCGACUGAAAAACUUUCUUUAGCGAGGGACAGAUUGGCUGUAAAAAUCCAUCAAGAGAAACCAGAAAAGGACGUGACUAAUAACUCAUUCCACAGUCAGGUCCACCAACCGUAUUACCUGUCUCAAAUGCAAACACAUUUCCGGGAUGUCGUGGAUCCUCAACUUCUACUGCUGAAAUUAAAUCUAGACAAUAAACUGGACACAUCAAAUCAAUUGAUAAGUGAUAUGCAGACAGUAGGCUAG
This is a messenger RNA of Diachasma alloeum, 2820 nucleotides long. It is a transcript of the gene twy, whose product is annotated as fas-binding factor 1 homolog. The transcript has 12 exons. Gene Ontology annotation, biological process: establishment of epithelial cell polarity; cilium assembly. Bases 13 to 2820 code for a protein of 935 amino acids. The record is from RefSeq and is a predicted model, not a curated record. Lineage: Eukaryota; Metazoa; Arthropoda; Insecta; Hymenoptera; Braconidae. Gene Ontology annotation, cellular component: ciliary transition fiber; ciliary basal body; centriole.